CAGCGGACACCUCUCUCUCCCUGCUUCAACAUUAAUAACAGCUCCUCCGGAAACGUGCUCGCAUUUAAAGCAGCCCAUUUUUGGAGCGCUUCCAUUUGGGUCUGAGCGCACUCUACACGCGGGCUCCUGGAGGCGGAACUGCUGCUCCCGUCGCGCGCGCUGUCCAGUGCUGAAGUUGUAUUUCGUCUGUACGGAACGGCUCGUGAACAGCUGAAGCGCCGGAGCUUCCGCGUCUUUCCCCACUCUCAGGUGUUUCACUUUCAGCCCUGCUGGACCAACUCUUCUAUUUUGCUGUGGAUAAAGCGAGGAUAACGUGCUGGAAGAGGCUUUCCGCUCUGCGCUCUAAACAUGCCAAGGUCUUUUUUGGUGAAAAAGGUGAAGCUAGAUGAUUUCUCAUCCGCUGAACUUGAGAGCGCGUACGGCAGGUCCAGGACCGAUCUUAGCUUUCGGAUACACGACAAAGGCUACAUCAGUGACUACAUCUCCCCAUCCGUUUAUGAUGGAGAAAUUGACGGUGGCACUAAAGUACCUUCUCCAGGACCGAUUUAUGACAGCAACCACAGUGACUAUGGGGCACCUGACUCGGACCAGCCUGACAGCCCACAGUCAGAGAUCACGUCCGGGUACAUCAAUGGCGACAACGCAGUGAGCGAAGGUUACACUGUGGAUGCGUUCUUCAUCACAGACGGCAGGUCCCGUCGGAAAGUGCUCGGUGGCUCGCCGACCCUCCAGCGGCACACGUGCAACGAAUGUGGCAAAACCUACGCGACGUCUUCCAACCUGAGCAGGCACAAACAGACACACCGGAGCCUGGACAGCAAGAUGGCCAAAAAGUGCCCGACAUGUGGGAAAGCCUACGUGUCCAUGCCAGCCCUGGCCAUGCACCUGCUUACCCAUGACCUCAAGCACAAGUGUGACAUAUGUGGGAAAGCGUUCAGCAGACCUUGGCUACUGCAGGGCCACAUGCGCUCUCACACGGGCGAGAAGCCCUUUGGAUGUGCACACUGUGGAAAAGCGUUCGCUGACCGUUCCAACCUGCGGGCGCACAUGCAGACCCACUCCGCAUUUAAGCAUUUCAAAUGCAAGCGAUGCAACAAAACUUUCGCGCUCAAGUCCUACCUGAACAAGCACUACGAGUCGGCGUGCUUUAAAGGCGCGUUCUCGCCGCUUGCGUCCGUCGAGUCGUGACUUCCGGUCUGUAAGUGCUCACUCCCCCCUCAAAUGUUAGGAUGAUUACACUAUCUUACCCAGUUAUGUCUCACAAUCAAAAUUA
Messenger RNA from Sinocyclocheilus rhinocerous, 1273 nucleotides. RefSeq names its product transcriptional repressor scratch 1-like. Gene Ontology annotation, biological process: regulation of DNA-templated transcription. The record is from RefSeq and is a predicted model, not a curated record. Lineage: Eukaryota; Metazoa; Chordata; Actinopteri; Cypriniformes; Cyprinidae. Bases 349 to 1188 code for a protein of 279 amino acids. The transcript has 2 exons. Gene Ontology annotation, molecular function: DNA-binding transcription factor activity, RNA polymerase II-specific; RNA polymerase II cis-regulatory region sequence-specific DNA binding.